AUGUCGGGAUACGAAACGGUGCUGUUUGUAGCACGCGAGUGCUUCGUCUAUCGCGUGCCACCGCGCUCGUCGACGGCAGGCUACAAAGCAGCAGAAUGGGGCGACAUGGAAGCGUUCCUCUGGAAGGGUCGACUGCGCAUCAUGGAGAGAUCCGAUGCCACCACAUGCUCGAUCCGGCUUGAAGACGCCGACUCUGGCGAACUGUUCGCCGAGUGCCCAUACGACAUCACGGGAACUUCGGUCGAACCCGUCCUCGAUUCUAGUCGCUACUUCGUCCUCAGAGUCGAAUCACAAACCUCAGACGCCAAAAAAAAGAAGGCCUACAUCGGCAUGGGUUUCCAAGAUCGAAGUGAUAGCUUCGACUUUAACGUCGCCCUCCAGGAUUGGACAAAACGUCAAAAAGCAGCCGCCAAUCGAGCCUCAUAUCUGUCCAACGACGACACUCCACUGAUCGACGAUGCACCAUCUCCGCACCUCCCGACUGGGCCCAAAAAAGACUUGUCGCUCAAAGAAGGCGAAACGUUCGCCAUCAAGCUCCCCGGCGGCGGCGGACGAAAGAUCACAUCCGCUUCGUCUUCCAGCUCAUCAUCACGCCUCGGUGGAGCCUUCGCCGGUGGCCCGCUCCUGCCCCCACCGCCAAGCAAGAAGAGGUGA
Mycosarcoma maydis (corn smut) is the source of this 654-nucleotide messenger RNA. RefSeq lists its product as uncharacterized. Gene Ontology annotation, biological process: endocytosis. The record is from RefSeq and is a predicted model, not a curated record. NCBI's taxonomy places the organism in Eukaryota, Fungi, Basidiomycota, Ustilaginomycetes, Ustilaginales. Gene Ontology annotation, cellular component: membrane; clathrin vesicle coat. The coding region runs from base 1 to 654 and encodes 217 amino acids. The transcript is spliced from 3 exons.